AUGCAUAGUUUCAUUGCCGCUCAAGGACCUACUGGAACAGCGCCACCAACGGGAACAGCUCCACCUACUGGAACAGCACCACCCACUGGAACUGCACCACCAACAGGAACAGCACCUCCUACUGGAACAGCUCCACCUACUGGAACAGCUCCACCAACUGGAACUGCGCCACCUACUGGAACUGCAGCACCCACAGGAACAGCACCACCAACAGGAACAGCGCCACCUACUGGGACUGCACCACCCACAGGAACAGCGCCACCUACUGGGACUGGUGGUACAGGAACUGCACCACCAACAGGAACAGCACCACCCACAGGAACUGCACCACCCACAGGAACUGCACCACCCACAGGAACUGCACCACCUACUGGAACAGCACCACCCACAGGAACUGCACCACCAACAGGAACAGCACCACCUACUGGAACAGCACCACCCACAGGUACUACACCACCCACAGGUACAACACCACCCACAGGUACUACACCACCCACCGGUACUACACCACCUACUGGAACCGCACCUCCAACAGGAACCACUCCCCCUACUGGUACCACCCCAGCACCAACCCCACCAACAUCUGCUGGUGGAGCUAAAAGAAAAAUUGUCAAAAUUAAAAAUUUAAAAUUCACAGUUAUACGUAAAGUUAAGAGAAAUCCAACGAAUGGUCCAAGAAAGUCUCCAAUGAAUGCUCCAAGGAAAGCCCCAACGAAUGCCCCAAACAAGGUUACACAACCCCGUAAUGUAAAAAAUAACAAAACCAAUUCGCCCAAAAAGAUUGUAACUACACGUAAAUUCAAGAAAGCACCAAUGAAGCCAGUUGGUCAACGUCGUGUCACGAAGAACAAAGCGAACAUGACCAGAAAAAUGGACGUUAAACGCAAUGUCAGAAGUACGACAUUGAAAUCGAGGUCUAAUGCGAAUACGAAAUCUGGUUAG
Musca vetustissima is the source of this 942-nucleotide messenger RNA. Its product is annotated as basic proline-rich protein-like. The record is from RefSeq and is a predicted model, not a curated record. The transcript has a single exon. NCBI's taxonomy places the organism in Eukaryota, Metazoa, Arthropoda, Insecta, Diptera, Muscidae. Bases 1 to 942 code for a protein of 313 amino acids.